This is a messenger RNA of Toxotes jaculatrix (banded archerfish), 3610 nucleotides long. It is a transcript of the gene c15h3orf38, whose product is annotated as chromosome 15 C3orf38 homolog. The transcript is spliced from 4 exons. The coding region runs from base 46 to 957 and encodes 303 amino acids. The record is from RefSeq and is a predicted model, not a curated record. NCBI's taxonomy places the organism in Eukaryota, Metazoa, Chordata, Actinopteri, Toxotidae.
GAAUGGACGAAGAGAAGCUUAAAUUUUGGUGUUGUGCUGUCAAAGAUGUCAGGACUGUCAGAAACGGAGCGCGCUGGAUGUACAAAGAUAUUGAAGUUAAUGUCAAAAAGCGACCUACUGUCACUUAGUGACACAGUUACUAAUAAACUGAUAGCCGUGGAAAAUAUUACAGAGGCUAUGGAAACAAUUCUGUCCUUCACUAAAAAUGCUGAGGAACUCCUGAAAAGGAAGAAGGUUCAUCGGGAGCUCAUUUUUAAGUACCUGGCCAAAGAGGGGCUGGCAAUGCCCCCCAACAGCGAGAAACACCAGCUGGUGAAGAGGACGCUGGAGCUUUGGUCGUCAGGGAAGGCCGUGGUUGAUGAAAGCCUUCAAAGAGAGGUGGAUGAGACCAGACAGAGACGGCCCACAGAGACAGCGUCUGACACCACAGACUUGAAGACUGAUGUGGGCUUUGACCCACAGGUCCUCGGCCAGCAGUUCUGCCAAUGGUUCUUCCAGCUCUUGAACAGUCAGAACCCCUCACUGGGCCAACAGCCUCAGGACUGGGGACCACAGCACUUCUGGCCAGAUGCAAAACUACGUCUCCUCGCUAGAGCUGGCAGUGAGCAGAUGGAUGAAUACCUAGGGGCUGAACUGGUUAGCCUUCGUCUCCUCGCCUUGACCAGGGAAGAACGCCUCCUCCUCAGCCCCAACUUGGAGCCCCAUGGCCUCAGGGCCCUCGCCUCCCCCCAUGGCUUGGUGCUGGUGGCCGUGGCUGGGACCAUCCACAGAGAUGCAGCUUGUCUGGGCAUCUUUGAGCAAAUAUUUGGCCUCAUCCGCUCCCCACUGGAAAAUAACAGCUGGAAGAUCAAGUUUAUCAACCUGAAGAUCAGAGGGCAGGAUGCUCUGAGUGGGACAGAGGUGGCAGCGCCUGCCUUGAGUUACAACUCCAGUGAACUUCAGCUUCUCUGCAGAUGAUGACACUUUUUUUUUACUCAUCACUCAUCUAACUUACCCAAACAGUUCUUUUCAGAGACUGGGACAACUUUCCUGGCACAAACCCCUCUCCUAUUUCAGGCAAGUCAGGUAGGUGGACACUGUUGCAUCUAAAUCUACUUUGGAGGUUCAUUGGUGAUAUAACAUAAACCCUUGAGAGAAGUUUUCCUUAUUGUCUUUCUGCCUUGCAGAAAAUGUAACUCUCUUCUGCUUCUUAUUGUGGAAACAGUUUGCUUUAAAUAUACUGUACCCUGAUGUAAAGCAUAUUGAGCUUUGGUGGCCUGUGCCUUUUGUAAGAUAAAAUAUAAACACAGACAUGCUCUUGUAAAUAAGUAUAAUAUGAAAUAUAAAUAUUAUAUUAACACUUGUGUACUGCUUACCUUAAUUGCAUGUAGUCUUUUCUUUUUUUUUAAGAUCACAUACUUGUCUGCUUCCCAGACAAUUAUGUGAUGUUUGUUUGAUGGUGACUUUAUCGCAGAAUAUUGUGGCUUGAAUGAAUGGUGAAUUUUCCAGUGGUUCCCAACGGUAGUGUAGAAUAUCCGUCUCAGUUUGCACUUUCAAUCUUGUAACAUUUACAUUUUGAUAGCACAGCAUGCAGCUGUUGGGAAAAUGUUUGUUUUCUGUGUGUUCUAUAUCCUUAGGCACCAUGUAAUUUGACACAGAAUGUGUUUGAUGGAUGUCAGUCUCAUUGGGCCUCAACCAGAAUGGAAUGAAGAUUACAUUGAAUUAUGUUUUUUGCUCAUACAGAGUCCAGAUGCUGUACAAUCCCAUGGCUCAGAGUUAACUAGGCAACAUCAACUGAUGCUGUAGUUGAUAGUCUUGGAAAACAAAACAAUGUAAUCACACAGUUGUCAAGAAAACAGAUUCUUUUUUUCUUUAUCGCCAGGUUCUGCAUCAAAAUGAGCCCAAGCUUUUGCUUUUGCUGCUCUGUGUUCAUGUGAUUUUUUUGAUUUCUAAAGGCAGAAUGUACAGAAACGUAGGAUAGAAUUUGGUAGGUAGUCAUCACAGGUUCAUCUUGACCUCCCAGUGGUCCCAGCAGCUAUUUCAGUGGUUCUCAAAAUGUAUGCAUAGAUAUGGAGGUCGUUUUUAAAGCCAAAACUGAUAGCUGUUAUUUUGUGCCAGUGUUCAGAAUUCAUGCAUUUGAUCAUUUUCAUAUCCUUUAUACAAGUCUGAUUACAGGUGUCCCUGUAGACUGACAGAGUUGCACACCCAUGCACAAAUGAUUUUUGACAUCUCAUAUGGAAAUAAACACGUUCAGUAGCUGUGGUCAAGAAGAAACCCUCCAUCAUAUCAGAUGUGAUAGUCAGAUUUUUUUUAAUGGCAUAUGAUAUGCAUAGCAUAUUUAUGAGUCCAGCUCUGCUCUGAACAUUUAAGAGUCUGCAGUUUGCUGUUAGGAACGAAGCAGGCCUCUUCUCCUCGGUUUGUGCCUGAGGGUGCUGUGCAGCACAGGAGGUCCAGCCUCGUCUGCUCUACAGGACAAAUUUCAGAAAGAUCAGAGAGAUGAGGGUAAGAGUCAGGGGAGGAUCCAGCCUCUUCAUCAUUAACACAGGACCUCCUUGUACCAUAAAACAGCUGAGAACCUACCGUUCCGUUAGAUUUUUCCCCAAAGCUUUUCCUUUCUCACCAACUGGUAUUUUUAGCUAUGUUUCAACUACAAAAUACAGCAUUUUCACUGAUAUGCUAUAAGGCCCCAUUAAUGCGACAAAACUAAAUAAUUUAUCCACAAUACAUUUCACAAGCUCCAGAUAGACUUUCUUAAUGAAGUGGCUCUGGUUUUCCAUUGAUUCUACUCUGUCAUCCUAGUCAGGACAUAUAGGGUCUGGUGGGGCACAGAUUAUGCCAGUAUGACUCUGUGGCUUUGGUGGGAAAUGUUACAUGUGGGAAAUUAUUCUUGGCAGCCGUUUUCAAAGGCCCCUGGAAUAGUUAAUAUCUGCGACUGUAUGGGUUGGAGCUGCAGGGCCCUUUGUGCUUUACUGGGCCAUAGUUGUGGUGAGGGGAAACCACUGCAGCCAUUGAUCUCAGCCUGUUCACCUCUCAGAAAGAAUAAUAACAAGCUGCUCGCCUUCUGUCUUUAUGGCACUUGGCUUCUCUGUAUUUUAAUAAGCGGUUUGGCCACGGGCGCAGCUCUGACGCACGGGUUAAAAAAUACCACUGCAGUGGCGUCUGGUGAUGGUUUUGACUCCAAAGAGCUUUUUUUUUCCUCUUUUUUUUUCUCUCCCUCCUCUAAUAGGGAAGUGUGUUUCUCAUAAAGAAACAUGCUAAAACUUAGAUCCAUGGCUCUUUGAAAUAGCUUAUGGGUGGUGAACCAUGGAGACUGCUGCUUUAAUUAUCAGUCCAUUUUUUCCACUUCUUACUUUGAUUGUGACUGAUUGGAUGUUAGCCCUGCUCUCAGAAACAGCCUCAUUAGUUAUCAAAGAUUACUUUAUUAAACGCUUCAUGCUAUAGCCAUUUUUCACUCUUUGACAAUCUGAUGGUUUUACAGAUCCAUUAAUGCCAAACUGCUUUGUUUUUUUUUUUAUUAUGUCUACAGCAGUAAUACUAAAAGUAGGUCUUGGGGACACCCAGGAUUUUGUCAGGGAUUUCAAGGAGUCCUUGAAGUGCUUCCCGGCAUUUUAUGCUAACUGAGGAAUAAUCU